AUGGCCGGUGUAAAUGGAGACAACGAGGUUCCUCAAGAGACGACCACACCUACAACCCAAAGGGACCUUCAAGAUGCUGCUACCUGGAAGAAGCAACGCAGUGCCUUACGUCAGCAGAUCACCAAGACAAUGCGGUACCUAGGCAACCUAGUUACUGACAGAGGUUCCAGAGGAUCCACUUCCAGUUUGAUGAAGCACCUUGAGACUCUAUUGGCCGCAGCCACAAAAAUCCAUACCAAUCUGUCGACAGUCGAAGAUCAGGCAGAAAAUGAUCGUCAAGACGAGUUUCAUCUAAAGUACGUUGAGCUGGCUGGAGACGCGUUGGAGAGAGGUCAACAAUAUUUGAAUUCAAGAGUAGGUGAACCUCCCUCUGUAACUGCAGGCAAUCGGGCACCAUCUAUUUCAGCAUCCGAGCAAAAUCGUCAAGAGGUUGAACGCAAGUUGGCCCAACAAAGAGCAGAUGCAGCCGCUCUACAAGCAGACGAAGCCCGUCAUCAAGCCAACGAAGCGUCCAACCGAGCAGAUCAGGCCCGACGUGAAGCCACUGCGGCACAGCAAGCAUUACAAGAACUAGAUGUUGAUGAAGAUCGUGCUAGUGCAGUCACGCACGUUUCUCAGCGACUUUCUCAACUUGGUCAAGAUUGGAGACAGAACCAACGUCGGCUUAAUUCUUCGACUUCACCAGCAGCUCCUGACGAGUGGAUCGACCGUUAUGCCGCCGGUCAGCUGAAGCCAAACGUUACAGCGAGUUCCCGUUCUUCAGUCAAGACAGAGUUAGAAAUUUAUUCCGGAAAGUCCCUCGACUGGUUUGAAUGGAUAGAUUUGUACAGAGCUCUUGUGCACGAUUCCGGAAAAUCCGCUGGAGAAAAAUUGGCCAUUCUUAAACGCCAUCUGAAAGGCGAUUGCCUCAACCUGGUUCAAGGUCUCGGAGGUGGCGAGUCAGCCUACAUCGAAGCCUUAGUCCGUCUCAAACAGAGCUCUGGCAGACGGGAUGUUAUGCGAGCUGCCACUCUACAGGCCAUCGAGAAAGUGGAACUGAGAAAUGACCCGGCCAUUUUCAAACGUUUUGCCGAGCGGAUUAGGACUCAUCUAUUCGAUCUCAGCCGUAUCGGAGAAUCCAACGCCCCAGAUUUGAUCGAGAGGAUUAGCAUGAGACUCCAGCCACCAGAUCGUCUUGAGUGGAACCGUGGACGACGAGGAGGAUUGGAAACAAGAAGUCUCAACGCCUUUGGAUCCUGGCUGUGUGAGAGAGCGGCAGAGUACCAAAAUGCAUACAGCAUUGCAUCCGAGCAAGCUUCUUCUUCCGUACCCAAACCACAUCGGUCUCAUGCUCGCAGCCACCCUGCUUCAUCCACAAAGGCAACUGACAACCACUCAGCACCUAAGGUCACCUUCCGGCCAUUCUGUUUCAAGUGUGAAGGCGACCACAAAUUGGAAAAUUGUAGCCAGUUCAAGGCUUUAGUCGUUGCAGACCGAGUUUCUUUCUGCGCCAAGCACAGGUUAUGUUUCGGAUGUCUUGGAGCGAAGCACUCCGUCCGGAAUUGUUUUACGAAGAAGCCGUGCAAGAUCGCUGGUUGCAGCCUCCACCAUCAUGAAUUGGUUCAUGACCCCGAUAGACCAGCCGCUGUAUCCACGCCGCAUGCAACGAAGACCGAAAUGACAAGAACAGCGACGGCCCACCUCCGGAAGCAGAGUCCACAACAAGUCGCCAUGGGGAUGAUGCGGUUGAGAGUUUUCAGUGCCGAUAACGGAGCGGUAUGGGCGAACGUCUUAAUAGACGAAGGGAGCGAUUCGACACUCAUGCGGCAAAGUUUCGCCAGCGCAAACAAGAUUUCCGGUGUUCAUCAGAUUCUGACCGUGGAAGGCGCGGGCGGUGUAGUCAAGCGCUACCGUUCUCAGCGUGUUAAUUUCCAGAUAGACACGGUUUAUGGCGAGAAGUUGGAUCUCUCGUGUUCUACCCUGCCCACUACCGUCGCGACUUCUACCCCGGUUACAGAUUGGGGAAAUUUGAAGAACCGUUGGUCGCAUCUGGCCGACCUUCCUGUUGGAGAAACGGGCGGCAGAGUGGACAUCCUGAUCAGCAACGAUUACUCGCACCUCAUCGUCGCUUUGGAAUCCAGAGUCGGAGAUGACUAUGAACCGACCGCCAUCAGAAGCAGACUAGGCUGGAUCAUCCGUGUUGUCGUCAACGAUGGUGCUUCCGUCCCAGCCGCCCGGACUCAUACCGUCAAUAGUUUGACGCAGUUGGAUGAGAUCGCGGCAGAACUACGCCGUUUCUGUGACACUGAAAAUUUUGGAACGGAGUCGAAGACAAAAGGAAUGUCAGACGACGAUCGACAAGCCAUCGCAAUUUUAGAAGCUGGAACAAAGAAGCUGGACGUAGGCUACGAGGUUCCCAUCACCUGGAAGACGGGGGAGCCAGCUUUAGUUUGCAACAAGCAGAUGACUCAACAACGACUCGGUGGUCUACUUCGGCGUUUCAGCAGAGAGCCAGCGUUCGAGAAGGAUUACCGUGCUGCCGUUCGGAAAACUAUCGACAAAGAAUACGCCUCUGUGUUAUCUGAAGAGGAAGCGGAGUCCGCCAAAUACUUUCUCGCGCAUCAUGGCGUUUACAAAGGCCCUAAGUUACGUGUCGUCUUUGAUGACGCAGCCCCCUUCAAGGGAAAGUGUUUGAAUGACGCCAUACUCAGUGGUCCCGCUCUCCAGCCUCCUCUUCCAUCCGUUUUAAUCCAGUUCCGUGAGGGAGCCAUAGCCUGGGCUUCAGAUGUGGAAGCGAUGUUUAGCCGUUUUAGGCUUAAUCUCUCCGACGCAAACUAUUUUUGCUUUUUGUGGCAAGAGUCCCCACCGAAGACUGUCGUUUGCCGGAUGGAUCGGUUGCCGUUUGGCGCUACUUGUUCUCCCUUCAUCGCCAUACAAACCACCCGCCGUGCAGUUUCUGAUGCCGGAGUAGGAGAAAAAGCGGUCGAAGCAGUUCAAAGAAGAAUGUAUGUUGACGAUUAUUUGGGAUCCGCAAAGAGUGCCGACGAAGGCGUAGCAGAUGCGUCCACCGUAAGAAAAGCUCUGGCCGGAGCCGACCGUCACUUUCAAGAUUGGAUCUCCAAUUCAGCAGAAUUCUUAGCAGCCAUGCAGGAAGAAAAGAAGCCAAUUCCGCAAAUCUCCAGUCUUUCCGCGGACAGCGAAAGGUUAGCGGCUCCUAUCAUCAUAAAGGCAAAGGUCCACCUUCGCGAUUUGGUCGUCAAAGGGCUAAAAUGGUCCGACCCUGUAGAAGGAGCUGAUCGAGCGUGGUGGGAGUCAUGGUUCCAGAUCGUCCAAGAAUUGGCCCAUGUGUCCAUCGAACGCUGUUUAUUUCCAGAAGAGGACGAUAUCGUCGAGUCUCAGCUACACACGUUUGGAGAUGCCUCAGAGGAGGCCUACGCUACGGUGGUGUACAUCCGCAACCAGUACCGCUGCGGUAAAAUCAUUAUCAGAAUUGUGAAGGCAAGCAGUAAGUUGGCCCCAAAGAAGAGUCUGUCGGUGCCAAAAUUUGAGCUAAACGCCGCCCUAUUGUCCGCCCGUGUUGCUGCCACCGUCCAGAACUGUCUCACCAAUUCCAUCGACCGCAGAUAUUUCUGGACGGACUCCAGUACUGUCCGUAAUUGGAUAAGAGCAACCGCCUCGUUUUACCAAAUCUUCGUCGCCAACCGAGUCGGAGAGAUCCAGACGUUAACAGAGAGCGACGAAUGGCUUUUUAUUCCCGGCAAACUCAACCCCGCUGACGCUGCGACCCGUUCCGCCAUCGGAGAAGAGGUAUGGCCAAAGAUCUGGCAAGAUGGCCCGGAAUUUCUACUACAACCUGAAUCAACCUGGCCCACAGAUCUGCCGUGGAUGGCCACGACGGCUGAAAUCAAAGCCAUCAAAUUAUAUUCCGUCCAGUCCAAUCCGGAUCCGUUUGGUUGGUCAGCAGUCGGUUUGGACUGUUCUAACCUUUCAUCUUUCUUAAAAUUAGAAGGGGAAACGAAGAACCUCCUUAAACGAUGUCAAUCAGAAGCUUUUCCGGAAGACAUCGCCAGACUUAAACGAGGAAAGCCACUUCGUUCCUCUUCCCAUCUACUGGUUUUAAGCACGACGCUAGACGAAGAUGGAAUCUUACGUCUCGGCGGCCGGAUUGAUAGAGCGAAGCUGCCGUACGAUGCCCGUCACCCUCCGUUACUGCCCAGCAAGCACCCUCUCACGGAGAAAAUAGUCGAAGUCGUGCACGGUCAGAUGCAUCAUGCCGGAACCGACUAUUUAUUCGCCAAAUUGUGUCAACAUUUUUGGAUCAUUCGCGGGCGAGAGCUGGUCAAGAAGGUGCGUCGAAUGUGCCCAACGUGCAUCAAGGACAGGGCGGUUCCAGCCGCUCAACUGAUGGGCAAUCUACCAGCCGUGCGACUUGAUUCCUAUUCUCCCCCUUUCUUCCACACUGCAGUUGACUUUUUCGGUCCUAUAGAGACAAGUCCCGGCCGGAACAGAGUGACAAAGCGGUACGGUGCCCUCUUCACUUGUCUGGCGACAAGAGCGGUACAUUUGGAAUUAGCCGAAUCAUUGUCAUCUGAAGAUUUUCUGUUGGUCUUUCGUCGAUUCAUCGGCCUUUUUGGCAAACCUGCCACCGUCCACUCCGAUAAUGGGACGAAUUUCGUCGGAGCGGAGCGAGAGUUGAACGAUCUUGUUGAUCAACUCGAAAAGGACCCGAGGCUGUCGCAGUUCCGAAAAGAAAAGGUGAUUGAUUGGUACUUCCAGCCUCCACGAGCACCACACUUCGGCGGAGCUCACGAAAGUUUGGUCCGUUCUACAAAACGUGCCCUGUACCAAGCCUUAGAUCUGGAGAAGAAAGCUUUACGCUACCCCACGGACGAGAUGCUUCGGACUCUAUUUGCCGAAAUAGCCGGAUUCCUCAAUUCUCGCCCUCUGACCUACGCUAGUUCGGAUCCGGAGGACUUUCGGCCCUUAACGCCGAAUGACUUUUUGAAUCGCCCACCUACUUUCGAUCUGCUGCCCGGCAAAUUCAGUGACGCCUUGCCCCGAGAACGGUUCCGUUACGUUCAGAAGAUGGCCCAGUUAUUCUGGGAUUUAUGGACUAAAUUGUAUCUUCCGACACUAGUCCCGCGAAAGAAAUGGCAAUCGGCUCAAGAGAACCUUACCGUCGGUGACGUCGUCCUCCUGCUGGAUCCUAACCUACCGCGUGGUCUCUGGAAAAUCGGCCACGUCAAUCAAGUUUAUGCGGGAGGCGAUGGACUAGUACGCGUCGUCAAGGUGAAAACGGAGGACGGCGAGUACACCCGAGCGAUUCACCGCCUAAGUAUCCUCGAGAAAGCUGUCGUAGCCGAUGUUCAUCCGGAAGAACCUCAUCCAUCUUUAUCAAAAUAG
This is a messenger RNA of Daphnia magna, 5382 nucleotides long. RefSeq lists its product as uncharacterized. The coding region runs from base 1 to 5382 and encodes 1793 amino acids. NCBI's taxonomy places the organism in Eukaryota, Metazoa, Arthropoda, Branchiopoda, Diplostraca, Daphniidae. The record is from RefSeq and is a predicted model, not a curated record. The transcript is spliced from 2 exons. Gene Ontology annotation, molecular function: aspartic-type endopeptidase activity; nucleic acid binding. Gene Ontology annotation, biological process: proteolysis; DNA integration.